Sus scrofa (pig) is the source of this 2438-nucleotide messenger RNA. It is a transcript of the gene PABPN1L, whose product is annotated as PABPN1 like, cytoplasmic. Gene Ontology annotation, biological process: nuclear-transcribed mRNA catabolic process, deadenylation-dependent decay. The record is from RefSeq and is a predicted model, not a curated record. Lineage: Eukaryota; Metazoa; Chordata; Mammalia; Artiodactyla; Suidae. Gene Ontology annotation, cellular component: nucleus. Gene Ontology annotation, molecular function: poly(A) binding.
CCCCACAGACCAGGUGCCAUCUGAAGCCCACGCGGCAGGACCCCCCACCCUGUUGGACCAGCACUGCCGCACCCUCCAGAAAGCUCCGCACGCCUCUCAGAGCUCGCUGCUGGGGGGUCCGGAAGAGCUGGGGCCGUUGGGAUUUGGCUCUCGUGGGGCAGCACCUGUUUCCAGGCCACACGCAUCCAACUGCUGAAACCUGUGCGGUUUGGCAGGUGCUGUGAAGUUGCUCCCCCGGCCUCCGCUCCCACAAGGCUGUGCUGGUGGAUGGGUGGCGUCCUGGGCAGGCUGGGGGUCGGGUGCAGAGUCUGAGUCCCUGCCUUUGGGGUGAGACCACUGGCCCGAGCGGUGUCGGGGGGAGCCCUCAGCUGCAGCCCUGCCGGGUGCUUGGCCAGCCUCUGUUCCCCUUCCUCUCUGAGCACAAGCAGACACACCUGGGAUGGUCACAUGUUGGCCAGCUGGUGACCUCCGGCCAGACCAGCCUGCGGGGUCAGACCACAGGCUGAGGCCCCAGAUGGGAUGGCCCCUGCCAUCCCAGCUGUAGGCAAGAGGUUGCCGUGGAGCCAGCCGGAAAAGGCCGUUCUCCCAGCAGUCCCAUGUCCAUCUCCCGUGUGCCCUCCCCUGCCACCGUCCACGCCGCAGAAGCCUGGCCUGAGGGGCUGAGCAGAGGCCACCAGAUGGAGUCCCUGCCGGCGGAGCGCAUCCACAGCAGAUGGCAGCCGCGUGAGGCCCGGGACCCAGCCCUGGAUCGGUCCCCGAGGAGGCUGACUUCGAGGCACCCCCUUCCCCAGGCUCACGUGUUUCCUCUACCCAGCCCACCUUCGCCUCGGCUCUGCCUGCCCUGAUCCGUGAGGGCCAACUCAGUUGCCACCUCCUCCAGGAAGCCUGCCCUGUCACCACCUCUGCUCAUGCCUGCGUCAUCCAGUAUCAGCCAAGUGCAAGAAGGGCGACCCCAGGAGUCUCCUGGCUCCGGUGUGAGGCCGAGCUGAUGCAGGAGGCCCCCCACGCCCCCCGGCUCUGCCUCAGCUGUAGCCCCCACCACGAGGGUCCUGGAGGGGCAGGAAGAAGGGCACAGAGCGCGGCUCUGACCUCUGACCGCUCAAGGCCCGGAAGCCCGGAUGGAGGCCCGCCCCCCCCCAUCUGAAGCACUCUAGUGGGAGCAGCUGGCCUGCAGGAGGACUUAAAAGCGGGCAGGGCGCCGGCGGGGCUGGCGGGGAGGUGAGCGCCUUGGUGCCCGGCUCCCGUUCUGUCCCCAUGUGGCCCUUCCUCAGCCGUGCUCUCUUCCCACCCCCCACCGAGGCCUGGCUCCAGAGGGCUUCCUCGGACCCGGAGGCCCAGGGCUGGGGCGCCUGGAGCCGGGCCGAGAAGACCCCUCUGGGUGCAGGGGAUGGGGGCAGGGAGGCGGAGGAGACGGUGGAGGCGCAGGCGGAGGACGAGGGAGACACAGGCUUCCUGCCGUCGCUCUUGGAGAGGGAGGGCCUGGCCGAGGGCUCUGUACCUGACCAGGAGCUGGAGGCCAUCAGGCUGAAGCUGUGGGCCAUGGAGCAGGCCCAGGGGCCGGAGCCGCAGCCCCAGCAGCAGGAAGAGGAAGACGCCGGGGCCCUGCUGGCCGGGCAGCUGCUGAGCCCAGAGGCAGACACCCCCACAGAGAAGGUGGAGGCCGACCACAGAUCCGUCUACGUGGGUAACGUGGACUACGAGGGCACAGCCCGGGAGCUGGAAGCUUAUUUCAACCACUGCGGGGAGAUCCACCGGGUCACCAUCCUGUGCGACAAGUUCUCUGGACACCCCAAGGGCUAUGCCUACAUAGAGUUUGCCACCGAGAGCUCUGCCCACGCCGCCGUGGAGCUGGACAACAGUGUUUUUCGAGGCCGGGUCAUCAAGGUGCUGCCCAAAAGGACCAACUUCCCAGGAAUCAGCUCCACGGACCGCGGGGGCCUUCGGGGACACCCCAGCGCCAGGGGACGACCCUUCCCCCACAGCAGCCUCGAGCGCGAGCGCGGGCCUCGUUUCAGACCACGAGGGCGGAACCGGGGGCGCGGAAGAGGCUCGCCCUGGUAUUCGCCGUAUUGAGACGAGGGCCGAUGACCAGAGUGGGGCUGGGUCCAGAGGAGAGAGGGGCGCUCCACGCGGGAUCGUUUACUCGGGGGAGAAUAACUGCCCCGUCCCCCUUCACUUCGCGGGAGGACAGCAGCCAGGACCUCGCCCAGGCCCCACGGUCCAUGCCACCAGUCACCAAGCAGGGCAGGGGCGGGCCUGGCACAGAGCACCGGUCGGGGCUUUGGAGGGCACCUGGCGCGCUGCAGGCAGGUGAGGCCCGGGCAGCGCAGGGGCGGCUCCCCGUUGGCAUAUUCAGGGCUGUUUGUAGAUAGAUAAGUAGGAACGUGUGUCUUAACGGUAAAGCAUAAAUUAUUAAACUUGAAUAUUUUUUACAAGCA